AUGGGGACCGACAGCGAGGUUUACACAGCCGCCAGCGAGCGAAACGACUCUCAAGAGACGCUGGUCGUAAAGCCCGUCAAGUCAUGGAAGGGCUACCUAUGGGACACCUGGGACUAUCCCACCGACCAGCGCCGCCUGCUCUUCAAGGUUGACGCCUUCAUCUUGACCUUUGCGUCAAUCGGGUAUUUUCUCAAGAAUAUUGACCAAACCAACAUUAACAAUGCCUACCUCAGCGGCAUGGAAGAGGAUUUGAGCAUGUACGGGAAUCAGCUAGUGACGAGUACUUCGAUUUGGACGGCCGGCUACGUUAUCGGACAAAUCCCGUCGAACCUGGUGCUUACGCGCGUGUCUCCGCGAUGGGUCAUCCCGGCCCUUGAAGUUGGUUGGGCUGUCUGCACAUUCUGCACAGCAAACGUGCAGUCAUAUACGUCGCUAUAUGCCUUGCGCUUCUUUGUGGGAUUGUUCGAGUCCGGCUUUUACCCAGGUAUUCACUACAUGCUCGGCUCAUGGUACACACCGCAGGAAAUUGGCAAGAGAGCUAUGAUCUUCUGGCUGGCUGGUUCUGUGGGAACACUCUUCAGCGGUUUCCUUCAGGCUGCUGCCUAUACCAACCUCGAUGGAGUGAAUGGCUUCGCGGGCUGGCGGUGGUUGUUCCUCAUCGACGGCAUCAUAACCUUGCCUCUUGCAGUGGCCGGCUUUGUCUUCUUCCCGAACAGCCCACAAGACCACAGGAAAACUUGGUGGCUCAGUCAUGAUGAGAGUGCUCUUGCGGCCAAGCGCAUGCAAGCAAUCGGUCGCGCCGGUAAACAACCGUGGACCAGAGCCAAAGUCAAGAAGAUACUCCUGAGCUGGCAUACAUACGUUCUUCCUCUUAUCUAUGUCGUGUGGAACAAUGGCUAUUUCCAAGCUGCUAUGGGAUACUGGCUCAAGAGUUUCAACACAACUCCAGCUCCGGUUCCAGGGGUUCACUACUCAGUAGCGCAAAUCAAUGAUCGCAACAACAAUGCUAACUGCUUUGUAGUGCCGCUUCCUACAAUCGGCAUAUUCGUUCCAAUAGCGCUCAGUUGGGCAUUCCUUGCAGAUGGCCCUUUCAAAGGCAGUCGAGCUCCCUUUAUUCACAUAGGCGCCGUUAUUACUCUCCUAUUCGCUAUUCUUUUGCUCAAGAUGCCCCUUUAUUCAAACAUACACGGCCGUACUGUUGUGUACUGGCUUAGCAAUGUCGGUUGUGGCGCAGGUCCAUUAAUUCUAAGCUGGAUUAAUGAGAUAUGUUCUGAUGAUACUGAGAAGCGGGCCCUUCUUGUAGCUAUGGCAAAUGACCUUGCCUAUGUUGUACAAGCGAUUGCACCCAACUUCGUAUGGAAGACUACGGACUUUCCCAGAGCGACGAAAGGCUAUACCUGGAGCAUUGUCCUUCAAAUUCUGUUGAUUCUUGUAACGGCCCUUGCUCAGCUUCUCCUGUGGCGGGAUCGGAAGCGAGCCGCCACUAUCCAGACAAUCACCACAUCUGAGUCACUAGCCGAUGAAGCACAGAAAACGGGGAAUUUGGCCGAGAAGAAGGUUACUAUUUAG
This is a messenger RNA of Cryphonectria parasitica EP155, 1569 nucleotides long. RefSeq names its product MFS general substrate transporter. Gene Ontology annotation, biological process: transmembrane transport. Gene Ontology annotation, molecular function: transmembrane transporter activity. The transcript has 9 exons. The record is from RefSeq and is a predicted model, not a curated record. Lineage: Eukaryota; Fungi; Ascomycota; Sordariomycetes; Diaporthales; Cryphonectriaceae. Bases 1 to 1569 code for a protein of 522 amino acids. Gene Ontology annotation, cellular component: membrane.